Molecule: messenger RNA, 995 nt
Organism: Salvia splendens (bonfire salvia)
Lineage: Eukaryota; Viridiplantae; Streptophyta; Magnoliopsida; Lamiales; Lamiaceae
Exons: 2
Coding region: 297-782 (161 amino acids)
Source: RefSeq, a predicted model, not a curated record
ACCCUAACCCUAGCCGCCGAUCACUCGGCCUCUCUCUCUCAUUCUGCCUCGAUUUUCGAGCCAUAGAAUAAGGGGAUCUAGGGUUUUGGUUCAGCCUUGUCUUGUUCAUUCUAAUCCAUAGAAUUGAAUCGAGAUAGAUUGUUUUGUGUGGUGUUCUUCCUAGAUCUCACCAAGCUAUUUUUGAUUAUUCAAAUCCGCCCACACGAAUAAAUUAUCAAGGACAAGGGAAUAGAUUGGAAGAUUCGUGGUCGAUAAAUCAAGGAUCUCCAGGUGGUGCAGCUAGCAACGUCAAUCCUAUGGUGGAUCAAGAGCUUGAACGAAAGAUGAUUGAUGCUUGGGAUAUUUAUUAUGCUAUACUUAGUUCAAGGAAGCAUGACUCUGAAUUGUUUAAGGGAUGGAAAAGUAAGCUUGAUGUUGAUCUAUUGAUCAAAGACUUGAAGUUGGUUCUAAUUAAGGAUCGUCCUUCCACAUUCCAUCUACAAGGCGAUGACAAGGAUUCACAUGCUCGAUGGCAUACAGCGGAUUGUCAUCUCAAGGGGUUUCUGUUGGCCGCUAUUGGCAAUGCCCUUGAGAGGUUUGACGAACCCAAUAGGCCAUUGAUCAACAAGCCCAAGUGGUUUGAAGAAGUGUCCUCCAAGGCUAGAGUUGGUCUCGCUGUGAAGCAUUUAAGGAGUGAUGUAUUGGAAGAGGGCCAAAACGUGGGCAAAUAUGCCCUAGUCAUGCUUGGCUACUUCGAUGAACUUCACUUGUUGGGGGGAAAAGUUGACCCAGAAACCCGGUAGAUAAUGAUCCUUGAUGGGCUUCCAGAUAGCUUUAAUGAAGUCAGAGAUGAAAUUUUGUUUAGCGACAAAAGGUUUUCGUUUUUGGAGCUUUAUAACAAGCUUGUGACUACUCAAACAAAGAUGAGAAGAAGGGGUGGACUUUUGAGAUGACCGUGUUCAAGUCAGAGGAGUUUAUUUUUGCUUUAUUUACAAUUGUUGAAUUUGGAUUUUUGA